CUCAGAGCGGAACAGGCAGCUCAUCACUUAGUGCGCUCCCGCUGCCAAUGGCUCAGCGCUGGCUUGCUGCUCUCCUACUUAUUCUGACUGCUCAAGGUUUAUCUAUCCCUGUGAUUCAACCAAAGAAUGGCACGUUGAUUAAGAGAAAGGGCGAUCGCAUCGAACUUCAAUGUACAGACCACUCAAGCAUAAGAUGGAUAAUUCCAUCAAGUGCAAAAAGAAGCAUCAAUCAAAACAGGGUCAUUAUCGAAUCAGCACAACCAAAGCAUACAGGCCGAUAUAUAUGCCAAAAUCGCAUUUCUUUUACAAACAGCUCCCUUUACAUAUUCGUGGAAGACCCCAAGAGUUUGUUUGUAACUCCAUCACUGACACAGAAGUUCAUUGGUGGAACAGAAGGGGGUGCGGCUGUCAUUCCUUGUCGAGUUACAACACCUGGGAUUGAAAACUUGAAACUGGAGAGAGUUACCGGAGCAUCCAUCCCCAAAGACCUGUCCUAUACUGCCGACAUUCACACGGGCAUAAGCAUCGCUAACCUGAAGAGACAUUUUGAAGGGUAUUAUGUGUGCACCGCUGUAAAGAAUGGAAUUGUGAGAAAAUCAGACAAAUUUAAACUGCAGAUAAUACCAGUGCCCAGGAGAGCCCCAGAAAUCACUGUGGAGAUAAGUAAAAAGUUGCUGAAGGAAGGAGAGAAAUUUCAGAUGGCGUGCAUAAUUAAAAAUAUCAACCAUGCAGUAACUGUGAAUUGGACUCACCCACAACGUUCAGUAAUGGCACGACACUUGACAUCUCAAGUUGCUAUUCCACCUCAUUUAAUCUCCCGAGGGCAAGCAUCUACUCAGCCCCUGGCAGGACAGAACCCGAUGGUGUUGGCAAUGUGUAAUUUCAUACAAGUGCACAAGUUAACACGGGAACAACAGGCAGAAACUGAAGUAAUGACAUUGAGACCGUGCUACCUACGGUGCUUGGACUCAACUAUAGCAAUAACAGAGGAAUUGCAUCCAAAAAAUGCAAUAAUAAGUCAGCCUCGUUUUGGAAGGAUUGAAGUAGAAAGCAUAAUUAAUACCAAAGAACUGAACAUCACAGUGGAAUGCCAGUCAUACAACAGCAUUGGCGAGAGUCAUGCAACCUAUCAGAUAAAAGGAGGAAUGCCAAAGACACAUCAUCUCUUUACACCACUAUUGACCCUGUUUGCAGCAGCGGCUGGAGUACUCUGUGUUAUUUUAGUAAUCCUAUUUUACAAAUAUCAACAGAAACCCAGAUAUCAAAUUCAGUGGAAGGUAGUUGAGGGAAUACAAGGGAAUAACUACACGUACAUUGACCCUACACAAUUACCGUACGAUGAUAAGUGGGAAUUUCCCCGGGAUAAGCUGCGUUUUGGUAAAACACUUGGUGCUGGAGCCUUCGGGAAGGUUGUGGAGGCUUCUGUUUAUGGAUUGACAAAGGCUGAUUCCAUUAUGACUGUUGCAGUAAAGAUGCUUAAACCAAGUGCCCAUUCAACAGAGAAGGAAGCUCUGAUGUCAGAACUGAAAGUCUUGAGUCACCUAGGGCAGCACAUCAACAUCGUCAACCUGCUGGGAGCAUGCACUAUAGGAGGCCCAGUUCUGGUGAUCACUGAGUACUGCUGUUUUGGUGACCUUCUGAACUUUCUGAGAAGGAAACGAGAUUCAUUUGUUUGGCCAGAACAUAAAGAACAGGAUAUGGCAAAGACACAAUAUGAGAAUAUUCCAAGUCUGAGGGAUCCUGUGAGCAAUGGUUCUGGAUCAUAUAUGGAAAUGAAGCCAAGUUGCACAGCAUUGCCACAGAAACAUGUGGACAAAAGAAAAUCCCCAAGCAAGGAAUCAUACAGUGAUAAGGAAAACAACAAUGCUGUCACUGAAGAAUAUAACUUGGCUUUGGAAAUUGAAGAUCUUCUCAUCUUUUCUUAUCAAGUUGCAAAGGGAAUGAACUUCCUUUCUUCUAAGAAUUGCAUUCACAGAGACUUGGCAGCAAGAAAUAUUCUUCUAACCAAUGGACAAAUUGCAAAAAUAUGUGAUUUUGGUCUGGCUAGAGAUAUCAGGAAUGAUUCCAACUAUGUGGUGAAAGGCAAUGCUCGUCUUCCUGUGAAAUGGAUGGCUCCAGAGAGUAUUUUUGACUGUGUGUACACAUUUGAGAGUGAUGUCUGGUCUUAUGGCAUUUUAUUAUGGGAAAUUUUCUCAUUAGGGAGCAGCCCUUACCCUGGUAUUCCUGUGGACAAUAAGUUCUAUAAAAUGAUCAAGGAAGGGUACCGAAUGCUAAGUCCUGAACUUGCACCUACUGAAUUGUAUGAAGUCAUGAAGGCUUGCUGGGAUGCUGAUGCAUUAAGAAGACCUACAUUUGAGCAAGUUGUGGAGAUGAUUGAAGACCAGCUUUCAGAGACCUCGAAACAUAAAUAUUCCAACUUGGAGUCAAAUUUUACCACCAGGCUGAAAUUUCCCAGUCACUCCUCGCGUCUUAAUUCAGCCGGCAGCAGCAACGCUUCUGACCAACCAUUGCUAAUGAAUGACGAUGUGUUCCUUGAAGAUGAAAACAAACACAUGCAAAAUUGAUUUUGAAUCAAAAUCCAAAAUACUUACAUCCUGCUGAAGCGAAUAUGCAGACAAAUGACUGAAUGUAAAUUUUAAUAGCAUUUAUAUAUGUUGGAAUCAUGAAUUUACUUGGAAACUGCUGUGCUGUAGUCCUGUGUGGCUAAGUUAUAUUCUCUGGGAUAACACACACCAGAGUAAUAAGUUGCAACUGUUGUAAGACUCUUUGAGAGUGGUUUCUCAUAUGUAAUGCUUCUAAUUUUGUAGAAAAGGCUAUUUCAAAACUUUAUUUUUGAACUAUAUACAAUUGUAUUGAUCAUUUAUUUUGCUGCAAUGAAUAUUUGGUUAAAAGCAAGAUUCUCUUGAUGUAGCUAAUUUAUCUGGUAAAUAGUAAAUGAAGAUACUGAAUUUAUAGGAAGUGCUAGGCAGCCCUCUAGCUCUUUAAGAUGGAUGGAUAUGUACCAGCAAUGGAAAGGCAGCAACAGCCUCUUUUAAAUGUCUACCUUUUAUUUUCUAAUGUUUGCCAUUUUUUAAUGUUCUGACAUGUUCUAUUACUGAUUUGAUUCCAGACCAAUUAAAUGCCUUGGUUCACUACUCAGUCUAACCAUGAGGCUGAGAACAGAGUGCACUAAUAUGUUAUCAAUAUGAUCUUCGCUGUCAAUGUUCAUUGACAUUAUUACAAUUACAUAACCAUGUGUAAAAAGCAAGACAGAGAGUUCAACAUUCUGCAAGUUGAUUAUGGAUGUAUAUUUAAUUCUAUUUUAGCUAAAUUUUCUGGCUCCAGUACUGCAAUGAGUGACCCUAAUACCGAAUUGGAAAUCUUGCAUAAAUACAAUAAUUCAGAGGAUUGACAAAUAAACUGAGCAACGACUAAACUCAGAAUGUCAGAUAUUCUCCAACUUACUUCACCUCUUGCCUUGAUGAGCACCAAACUCAUACACAAAUCUCUACAGACGCAAAGUUACAGAUUUACUGAGCAACACUUAAGGUUUUUUUAUCAGUCUGCAUAAGAAAGGGGAAAUAAACACUUUUAUCAUUAAUAAGACACGACAAUCUUGCUACCAUAUUGCUCAACAGCUGAAGACAAUCACAGAGAAUGAAAUUACAAUAGCAACUAAGUGCUUUGCAAUUUGAGAUUGAAAUAUUUUGCCUUCUAAAAUAUUAGUUUUGAUAAAACUGUGCACUAUGUUGUGAAAUAAAUGAGAAAUUCCUCUUCCAAAUGUGUAGCUACAUAUCAAUGUUGUCUACUGGCAUACCUUGUCCAUGUUGACAAGGGGUGAGAGUAAACAAUGGUACAAAUCCUGUCAAGAGGACAAGUUAACAAAGAUGUUGUCUCACACCAUUAUCAGACGAAAUUGCAUAAUACAUGCUUGCUGAUAUCUACUGAAGGUAUUUGCACGCUUACGGAAGUUGAAAUUUAAAGCACCUUUUUGUUCUUUUUUUCAUAUGUACAAUGACAAAGGCUAAUUGUCUUCAAUUAAGUUGUUAUAGUUUAAGGAAGUUAGCUUCAAAAUCCAUCUGGCAAUUUAAUUUUACUAAACUUUGACUGCACAAACACUGCAACCAUUUGAACUGGUAAGGCUUUAAUAGCUUAAGGGAAGAAUAAUCGCAAUAAAUGCAUGCAGUGGAAAACUAUUUCUAAACACAGCAAUGCCAUUGUACUGAUUGCAUUUGCUUUAAGGCAUUACUAACUUAGUAAACAGUGUAUUUUGUUUGCCCAAUAAUGUAGGUUACUCCACAGAACUGUAACCACAUUACAGGUCAUUGAACUCAUAUCUGACAUAUGCAUGAUACAUUUCUGACUUUGACUAUUUUGGAUAAAUUAUCUCAUUUUAAGGUUAUUGAUUAAUUGUAAUUUUAUUCCAAAGUCAGUUUUUAUUAUUGCUUUGGAAAUGAAUGAGUGGAACAGUCUACAAGGUUCAUUCACUUCCUUGUCCAAUGUAACAAUAUGAGAUCCAAAAAGACAGAACUCCAAACGUGGAACGUAAAUUCAUAAGAUACAUCUUAUACUCUUAAGGCAUAAUCUAAGUGUGAAUUGUCAAGUUAUCAAUAUGAUUGUAGAACAUAUGUAUGAUUUAUGCAUAUGUUUACUAUUUAUUGGACGAGUCAAGUAAAAGUGAUUCAUACUGACUUUUAAGAUGCAAGCCCUCAUGACAAAGGUUUAGAAAAAUGUUGCUUUUAAAUGUGGAUCAUUGAUUUAUAAAUAUCACUGUAACAAAGAUUGACCUAGCAAUUUGGAUGUUUCAGUCUCUGUGCAUCAAUGAUGAGGCCUGAGGUAACCCCAUUAUUAACCUAUUGAGGCAAUUUCUGUGGAGCCAGUAAGUUAUAGAAAGCUAUCUGGUGUAACUAAAGAGUAGGUUGCUGCUGUGAUCGUCUGGUUCUGAAGAAGAAUCAUAUUUGUCUUACAAGAUUAACUUUGUUUCUCUCUCCACAGACCUGUGGAGUCUCUCCAGCACUUUCUGCUUUCAUUCAGAUCUCCAACAUCUGCUGUAUUUUGCUUUUAUUUGUAGUUUAUUCUACAUUUUUGUUGCAUAAGUUACCAGAAAAAUAAAUUACAUGUGAGUAAUCUCAUUUUAUUUCUCUUUAAAUCUUUCAUAAAUGGGGACCGUUGCAAGAUUUAAGAGUUUUCAGGUCACAUAGUUUUCUAGAACUGGCAGUGAUAGCUUUUUGUAAGGGAAAUUCUAGGACAGAUGUGUCAUUCCAGAGUGUUGCAGGAAGUCAGUGGUACCGUAAGAGAAUAUCAUGUAGAAUCAAGCACACUGCAGUGAUGUUGUGCUGUUCAUUCUAUCAUACUGUUUAUGAAAAUUAAGUAUCUUGUAUGAUUCUGCACUUAUGAUCUUUCUCCCUUAGGGUCCAUUUUAUAAUUUCCUACUUGUUUUUCAACGUUUGAGUAUGUGGUGAUAAUUAAUUUAGAUAAUGGCUGAUUAAAUGACCAGAUUUGUAGCUUAGAAAAUAUGUCAGGUAAACUAUUGCUGAAUAGAAUUCAAAUAGGAGUGUGUUAAUAAAUUUCAGAAUCAGUGUUUGCACAGGGCAGUCUUGUUUACACUAACACAUUUGUAUAAACAUAUGGGCUUUUUUUCCUGACAAUGAUGUUUAAAUUCUUUGCUAAAUAAUGGACAAAAAAUGACUGUUGAAGAUCCAAUAGAUUUAUGUGGUAACAUCCCUCAAACCAAAGUUUUCAGAUGGAUUCUUUGAGGAAGAACUGAAAAGUAUGAGAGAAGCUAUCAAAAAUAACUGAUGUUUACUACAAUAUAAUGAAAUAUAUCUUGGGCACUAGUGCAAAGCAGGCAAUAAUGAAUCAUCUUUCUAUUUUGCACUGAUGCCGCUGAUCCAUGAUGAGUUUCAUUGUAUUUUCCCUUCUGUGACCUGAUUAUAUUACAAUUAGUCCAAUAUGACAGCUUCAGUGUUUAGAUAUUUACAUGAGCAUUUUUACCAGGACAAUGUAAUAGAUUUUCCAUUGAGAAUUCUGUCUGAAAAGUGCAUGUUAUUAAGAAUUAAUUUUCUUCAACCAACCUGCAAAUUAACUGAGUAAAUCAAAAAAUAAAAUGUCUGCCAGGAGCUGGCUGAUCAGUUGUUGUCAGCAAUGGGAUUUAUCUUUGCUUUUAUUUUUAGAUUGGCACAGGUACUGAUCUGUUGAGAGCCACGUUCUAGUUGUACACAGUCUAUUAUAGAAUGGUGCUGGGGAAAACGUGCAGUUAACUUAUCAGAAUCUCCACUGCUCAGCUCUGUAACCCUGGAUAUCUGUGCAGUCAAUUCGUAGUUUUGCCCACCUAUAUACUCUUUUAGGAUAGCCUCUCCGGUCCAAUACCGCAGAGGAGUUAAUCAGAGGAGUAAUGGUUGAUGAGUAAUCAUCACAAAGGAUAAAUUCACGGCUGCUCUGUGAUGGGUGAUCAGAUGGGGAAAUUUGCUCCCAGUUAUUACCAAUAAUUAAUUCUGGCCACUGAUCAGACCUGGUGCCUGGUUAAUGUUAGAUACUAGCAACAGCAAUAAAAGUGUGGCUGAUUCAAUGGCAAAGAAAGGUUUGCUUCUGAUGGAUUAAUUGACCUUUGUAUAUUGCACUUUUAAUAUCUACACAGCUACUGCAUGGUUAUUCAUGACAGAAUUUGGAAUAUUGUUUUUGCAGAAAUGUUUAAAUAAAGGAUGCAGUCAUUGUGAAA
This is a messenger RNA of Rhincodon typus (whale shark), 6697 nucleotides long. RefSeq names its product KIT proto-oncogene, receptor tyrosine kinase a (gene kita). NCBI's taxonomy places the organism in Eukaryota, Metazoa, Chordata, Chondrichthyes, Orectolobiformes, Rhincodontidae. The transcript has 18 exons. The coding region runs from base 48 to 2564 and encodes 838 amino acids. Gene Ontology annotation, molecular function: ATP binding; transmembrane receptor protein tyrosine kinase activity; cytokine binding. Gene Ontology annotation, biological process: positive regulation of cell migration; protein phosphorylation; positive regulation of receptor signaling pathway via JAK-STAT. The record is from RefSeq and is a predicted model, not a curated record. Gene Ontology annotation, cellular component: signaling receptor complex.